GUGUCGUGGAUCAGGACGAGAGAUUUAACAGUGUUGGCAGUUGACCAGCUGACAGUCACCACGGAUUCCAGAUUCUCGGUAGUUCACCCCGAGGAGACAGAGGAUUGGCUGCUGGAGAUCAGAGGUGUAGACAUGAAGGAUGAGGGAACUUACGACUGUCAAGUGAACAUCCACCCCAAGAUCUCCACCAAGUUCCACCUGAAGGUUCUCCCAGACACAGGUCAAGCGUCUAUUCUGGACAUACCUGUUUCGGAUACUGGCGUGGUGUCCCAGCCGGAAGCGGUACGAGAUGAAGAGCCCGAGACAGGGAUUCGAGUGAAGGUACUGGGGGAUCGGUGGGUGCGUCUUAACACAGGCGCCACUCUACGACUGGUGUGUGAGGCCACGGGGAAGGCUCUGACGGAGCUACGUGAGCACUCCUUCUUGCACAACGAUCCCCUCAUCUCCUGGACCUUAGAUGGGAUACCUGUGACAACUCUCUGGCCACACACUAAGGUGGUGGUGCGGGAGUCGUGGGGCAGGACGGUAGUGGAGUCGGAGCUGGAGGUGAGGACGCUACAUCCUUCUGACGGAGGGACUUACGCUUGUGCUGUUCCUCGCGCACAACCCGAUCGAGUUACCCUCACUGUCUCCAACACAC
This is a messenger RNA of Homarus americanus (American lobster), 640 nucleotides long. RefSeq lists its product as uncharacterized. Gene Ontology annotation, biological process: synapse organization. Gene Ontology annotation, cellular component: neuron projection membrane. The record is from RefSeq and is a predicted model, not a curated record. NCBI's taxonomy places the organism in Eukaryota, Metazoa, Arthropoda, Malacostraca, Decapoda, Nephropidae.